AUGGCAGAUAUCACAUUCUCAGCUGUAGCCAAAUUACAAAUACAAGAAAUUAUUCGACUUGAAUUUGAAAUUCAAUCUAUUAUUCAACAAAUUAAAGAUAGCCAAGGACCUUUUGAAAUACUCAAUAGAUUGCAUAGCCAGGUGAAAGAUUGCAUGAAGAUCCUAGAGGAAGACGUCAAUAAAUUAAAGAUAUUGGCCCAUGAAGAGGAUAAAGACAGCCAAACACAAGAAAUCUUGCAAGUAGCAGGCCGCCACCAGCAACAACUGGAAAGCUCUCAAAAAUCUCUCAGGCGUGCCUUGCUCACCGCUAAAACUAACAUCGAAAAUACCGAUAGACAAGUACUUAUCGAAGGCGGUUCUUCCCAGUUAAGACAAAGGGUACAAACUAAAAAAGAAGCAGUCAAAUUAGCUAGCGAAGUAACGAAUGAACUAAUACACAUCAAUCAAAUGAUGGCGGAACAAGUUAAACAGAGCGAACAGAAUAUGCAGCUUUUAGCAACUUCAUCCAUGGCCCUCACCGAUACUGGAGAAGAGUUGAAAAAUCAGUCUGGAGUUAUUACAUCUAGUAAUAAGCUGCUGACAAAAUAUGGCCGACGUGAAUUAACAGACACUGUCGUUAUUUUUUUUGGUGUCUUGGUCUUUCUCGCCACAGUCUUAUAUAUACUCAAAAAGAGAAUGUUUUAA
Trichoplax adhaerens is the source of this 684-nucleotide messenger RNA. RefSeq lists its product as uncharacterized. NCBI's taxonomy places the organism in Eukaryota, Metazoa, Placozoa, Uniplacotomia, Trichoplacea, Trichoplacidae. Gene Ontology annotation, molecular function: SNAP receptor activity. The record is from RefSeq and is a predicted model, not a curated record. The coding region runs from base 1 to 684 and encodes 227 amino acids. Gene Ontology annotation, cellular component: SNARE complex; endoplasmic reticulum. The transcript is spliced from 5 exons. Gene Ontology annotation, biological process: retrograde vesicle-mediated transport, Golgi to endoplasmic reticulum.